UGUAAUCAAGGGAGUUGUAGCAAUAAACUUUGAAGGAGAUUCUCCAAUUACUAUACAUAUGUGACCUGCAUAAAUUACCCAAAUUGUCAGAAACACCACUACAAAAAAAUUUAGUAUAUAUAUACGUCCAUAAAUAAGAAGCUCAGUAGCUCACUAUAUCUCGUUCCUCUUAUAUUUUUUCUAUCAAUAUUUUAAGAUAUAUAUAUAUAUAUAUAUUCUUGAUCAAGUGAUUUUCAUUUGAUUGAUAGGUUGGAAUAUGGAACGAUGACGAGAAUGACAAGGUGGAUAUAAGUUGCGAUUGAUCAUGUCUAAUCUUAUAUCUUGUUCAGAUUAUAUGUUACCAGACCUCUUAUGUUAUGAGGAGGAUGCUGAAAGUUUAUCCCUAGAGCUAGAUGAUAAUGGUAACGAUGGCAAUGAAACACAAUACUCAUUUCCAUGUGAUAUUGAAGAAUCUAUAGCCCGAUUCAUCGAAGAAGAAGGUGAUUACGUUCCAGUAUUCGGUUAUCGUUCUAAGUUUGAGUCCCAAGCACUUGAUUCUUUUGCAAGAGAAGAAUCCAUUGAAUGGAUUCUUAAGGUGUAUACAUUCUUCCGGUUCCAGCCACUUACAGCGUAUCUCGCAAUUAACUACAUGGAUCGCUUUCUUGCUUCUCGUUGUUUUCCUCAAGCAAAUGGGUGGCCAUUAAAGCUCUUAUCUGUUGCAUGCUUGUCGUUAGCUGCUAAAAUGGAGGAACCCUUUGUUCCGUCUCUUCUUGAUCUUCAGGUGUAUGGUGUUACGAAUUCAAAAUUCAUCUUCGAACAUCAGACGAUACGUAGAAUGGAAUUGAUGGUACUAGGCACGUUAGAUUGGAGACUACGAUCUAUAACGCCUUUCACUUUCAUUGACUUCUUUGCUCACAAACUCGACUCGACUGGAACCCUUAUCAAUUAUCUUGUCUCACGAGCUACCCAAAUUAUUUUACAUAUCAUCAGAGAGGUUAGUUUCCUUGAAUAUUACGCGUCGACAAUAGCUGUAGCAGCAAUAGUACGUGCAGCAAAUGAUAUACCACUUCUGUCGUCGUCGACUUUAGUUCAUAACCCUGGAAAGGCAGAAGAAUGGUGUCAUGGACUAAACAAAGAAAGUAUCAUAAGUUGCUAUGACUUGAUGGAAGAUGUAGUAACUGAGAUCAAGCAAAGAUCGUCAAGAUUGACAUCAAAAAUCCUACCACAACUAAGAAUAACAACCCAACCCAUCGGUUCUAGCGACUCUUCUUCAUCGUCAUCUUCUUCAGCAUCCUCUUCCCGAAAGAGAAGAAAACUCAACAACUUGUUAUGGGUAGAUGACAUCGAUUAUGAAGACAAGGACAAGCUUUAAGAAACAAUCCUCAUAGUUUUUUGUUGGAGGACUAUCAAGUGAAUAACAUGACAAGGUGGGGAUGGAAUGAAGAUAAUUAAGUAUAGAGAGUAUAAUUUAAGUUUUCUGUGUGCAUGUGAGGUAUCUUUUACAUUCUUUUGGAUUUCUUUGUUCCUUAAUUUUUGUGGGCAUUACAUCAAUAAAUGUCCCCCUAAAUUACAAAUCUAGCUAGGGUUUUGCAGAUUCCCAAUGGAGGGGAAUUUGGAGUACAUAUAUAAGUUUCUUUUCUUUCUUGUGAGUUAGUGAGGAAAAUGGGAUAUAGUAGUGUGAUGAGGGUCAGAUAUGAUCAGAUGAUGUCUUUUUCCUUUAUUACAGUGGGAAGGAGCCUCUUGGAGCUAUAAAGAAUGGAAUAAGUGGGUAUUGAAUUCAAUAUUGGGAUGAUGAAGUCAUAUGUGAAGAGAUAGGUUGUGGGGACUUCAACUUAAAUAAAAUCUAGGGUUUGGUUAAAGGAAGAAGAAAUGGGUUGGCAAAGCUGUUUCAAGAAGCUUAGUACUUGCUCACAAAUGAAAAGAUGAGUCACGCAUAUAAGGUUAAUGGUUUUCAUUUCUUUAUAUAUGCUUAUCUCCUUUUUUUCUCAAUGGGGAUAAAAUGUAAUGGUCUUAUUAAUUUCUUGUUAAUAACUUAAGACCCUAUGAGGUUGAUUUGUUUGUUUUUUUAUUGGCGCGCAAAGGAAAAAUGCAGCCAAUUCUUGAUGGCCCAAAGUUCGGCACUUCGGCCUAACUAGCUAAAGAAUCUUGAAGAUUGAUGAUGAUUAGAAUACUCUGGAAGCGGGCUAGUGGAGUGUGCACACGUGUAUGGUCACACGUGCGUUGUAUUUUCUAUUUUUAUCUAUUUUUUUGUGUAAUGAAAGGGGAAUAUAUUAAAAGAACCCUUACUUUCACAUUUCGCAGCCUCGAUCGUUCUUCUGGGGUUUGUAUGUA
This is a messenger RNA of Papaver somniferum (opium poppy), 2310 nucleotides long. Its product is annotated as cyclin-D1-1-like. NCBI's taxonomy places the organism in Eukaryota, Viridiplantae, Streptophyta, Magnoliopsida, Ranunculales, Papaveraceae. Gene Ontology annotation, cellular component: cytoplasm; nucleus; cyclin-dependent protein kinase holoenzyme complex. The record is from RefSeq and is a predicted model, not a curated record. Gene Ontology annotation, biological process: regulation of cyclin-dependent protein serine/threonine kinase activity; mitotic cell cycle phase transition. The transcript has 6 exons. The coding region runs from base 305 to 1351 and encodes 348 amino acids. Gene Ontology annotation, molecular function: cyclin-dependent protein serine/threonine kinase regulator activity.